Molecule: messenger RNA, 1749 nt
Organism: Medicago truncatula (barrel medic)
Lineage: Eukaryota; Viridiplantae; Streptophyta; Magnoliopsida; Fabales; Fabaceae
Product: agamous-like MADS-box protein AGL104
Exons: 12
Coding region: 177-1181 (334 amino acids)
Biological process (GO): positive regulation of transcription by RNA polymerase II
Cellular component (GO): nucleus
Molecular function (GO): protein dimerization activity; DNA-binding transcription factor activity; RNA polymerase II transcription regulatory region sequence-specific DNA binding
Source: RefSeq, a predicted model, not a curated record
UUCAUCAACAAGAAAUGAGCCAAAGCAACUACGACCCUUUCCCUUACAAACUCAUAAAUCUCUCCCCAUCCCUCCCUUUUCUCUUAUCACCCAUUUACAACCAUUACCUUCCCUUUCUCUCCUAUCCAGCGGUUCCUUCUUCUAAGGUUAGAGUUGAUAGACAAUAAAUCAUCAAGAUGGGUCGUGUUAAACUUGAGAUAAAAAGAAUAGAGAACACAGUGAAUCGACAAGUUACAUAUUCAAAACGUAGAAAUGGUCUCAUUAAGAAAGCUUAUGAGUUAUCAAUCCUUUGUGAUAUUGAUAUUGCCCUUAUAAUGUUUUCUCCAUCAAAUAGACUUAAUCAUUUUUCAGGUAAAAGAAGGAUAGAGGAUGUUUUAACUCGUUACAUUAAUAUUCCUGACCAAGAAAGAGAUAAUGCUGUAAGUUUUCCUGAGCUACCCUACCGAAGGGGUAUUCAGAGCAAGGAGUAUUUGCUCAGGAUACUUCAGCAGUUAAGGAAUGAAAAUGACAUAUCCCUUCAUAUGUCCAAUCCGGGAGACAUUAACUCUGAGGUUGAGGAUCUCCAACAAGAAGUUAAUAGAUUACAACAGCAACUUCAAAUGGUAGAGGAACAGAUAAGGAAAUAUGAACCCGACCCAUUAAAGAUGACAUCUAUAGCAGAGCUUGAAACUGGUGAAAAAAACGUAGUAGAAACCUUGGCCCGUGUCAUGGAGAGAAAGGAACAGUUGUUGAACAACAAUCUAUCUUCGUAUGAUCCAUCAGCUAUUCAGGGGAUGCCGACCUCUUUUGAGAAUGUUAGUUGGCUGCAAGAUGGUGGACAGAACCAACCCCAAAUUUUUGAUACAUCAGCUCCUAUGGAUCCUCUCAGGGAUUUGUCCUCUUCUGUAUACGGUUCAUUUUCACAAGGGACGAGUUCAAAUGUUGUUGAUCCAAGAGGUAUAGGAGAGUGCCACGUGGGAAAUCCAAACGAUGGAAACAUUCAAGCAUGGCCUCAAGGAUACACAUUAUAUCCUCAACAUGACAUUGUAGGAACUGAUCAUCAUCACCACAAUAUCCAAGAUAUGAUGUUGCAUGGGCAAAUGAACAUGCCAAUCACUGCCUCACAAGUUGAACCUCCCAAAAAUGAUUCAACAGAAUAUGAUCAAUGUAACCAACCUAAUCACCAGCUUCAUGGUCAAUGACACAUACUUAUAUAUAUGCUACCAAAGAUCAAAAGCCAACUCAGUUUUUUUAUUUAAUUUUUAUUACAAAUGAUGUUAACUACCAGCUACAGUUUUUCAUAAUAGCUGGGUAUGCGUAAGAUAAUUACGUAUUAUGUGAAUACAAACUAUACUUUUUUUGGUGACAGAAACGAUACUUCGUCCUUGUAUUACAAAGAAAAAAACAAAAUAUUCAAAGAAAAAUAGUUAAGCGAGUUAAUCAAUUCACUUAGCGAUUUAUGGAGAUUUUAACGACUCAAGUUUCAACUGGAAAAGACUUCACUGUGAAGAAAUAUCAAAUCUCUAAGCAGGCAACACGUUGUGCAGUGAUUUCCCACCUUCCCCUACCAAUUUAAAUAGCAAUUCAGCUUCAUUUGGAGUGGAUCUUUUGAUCAAAUUUUCUGGAGAAUUACAAAGAGAAGAAGGAGCACGAAGCACAACAAUAUGAAGAGCAUAAUUAAGAGUGAGGAAUCAAUCAUCUUUGAUGUCAUUUUCAUCUAUUCGUGUAAAUCUACCACGAGUAUGAGUAGCUAAAUUCUUAUUUGUUGGU